GUUAAAGUUACAGAGUAAAACAUUAACCCAACUCCCACUCUGGUCUCCCCUCUGAGUUCACACAUUUAUCCAUUUCCAGAGAUCAUCGGGCAGAGUGACAAGAACGGUUUAUCACAGCGACACACACAGAGGGACACUAUGCAGUGGGCAAUUAUCCUUCUCUCUGCUCUGCUGGGACUCGGGGCUUGUAACCCUGUCCAACCCGAAGAAACAAUCCCCGUCAAAGAGAAUUUUGAGCUCCAAAAGGUAAAGUGUUAAAUUAUAAUUUUUUUCUUUAUGGCACCAACAUAUCCUGCGGCGCUGCAUACUUUAAAGGAAGCAUGAGACCUGGUUUGAAAAACAGAUGCACAUCCUAUGACUUGUUAGGGAUGCUGACACACUUAAAUGUGAAUUGUUAGAAUUUAAAUUGAAUUUUAAGUGAAUUUAAGAUUUUUAGACCAAAGAAGCAUUAUGGGAGAUGCAAUCCACAAAAUCUGGAGUGCCGACGUUUGCCUAUCCCUGGACUAUCCAGUUAGUGUGAUGGGGUCACACAGAGAUAUAGUCACUAAGAAAGGAAAUGUUAUGGUUAUUGCCAAAAAUAUUACACAUUUUAGGAGUUGGAGAUUUUUCCCAAUUGAGCUAUUUUGAUUUAAAAUCUGCAGUUCCCUCAGCAAAGUCUCUUUUAGAGAAUAACCCACUCCGAAUUUCAAGUUUCCAUGUGAUAUUUGCAUUUUCUUGUGUCUAGUUCUGAACAUUUUAAAUACAAGAUAUUUAUUGGAAGCAGAAAAUACAGAUCAACUAAUUUUUUUAAUCUCUACCCACUUGGUCGAGCACUAAUCCACAAGAUUUUGACUCAAACAAGCAUUUGAUAUUUAAUUAACCGCAUAACAGGCAGAAUUAAUCCAAAAGUGUAUUCAAGCAGAGAUUUUAUUAUGCCUGAAAUACACAAUUAUUCCCCACAAGGAAAAUAGAUUUUAAAGAGGCAGUUUAUAAAGUCAGGACGCAGAUAACAUGUUUUAAGAAUGAGAGGUCUGUUCUUUAUUACCGGAUUAAAUAAUAACAUGCUUGAUAUUUGAUAAUUGGUUUAAUCUCAAGAAAUAUUUCACACGCAGUUUGUGAAUUUAAAAACUUGCCAUUAAAAGCUAAAAAUCCUGAUUUUUGCACAACAUGAGUAAGACGGCUAAGUAACAGAACUUGUGUUGAUUUGUUAAUUUGAACAAUUUAGGGACAAGAUCAAUAAGGUGAAAAAGAAAUGAUUUAAUUGUAUGAAAAAUAUAUGAAUUUUGUUGUGCAUACAUUUAUAAAUUGACAGUUUUUUUUUUUUGGUUCUAAUAUAUUUAAUAUUAAAUUAUUAGGAAAUCUUACCCAACAAUAUUAAAUUGAGGCCACUAUUUGGUUAAAUGAAUAACCGGGUCACCCACCAGCUAUAUAUUUUUUGCCUGUUCUGUGGUAGGUAGGUAGGUUUGUAAGUGUUAAACGGGCAGUUUAAACAGAAUUUUUACAUUUUGGCAUUACGUGCGGAGGCUAUACUUACAGUUUGACUAUUUUAGCCUAAAUUUUCAAAUUUGUCUUUGAAUUAGUUUCAAUUAAUAAUGAUUUGAUUUGCAUAGUUAAUAAACCUCACCGUUAAUCCAAGUGGGGAAUAACAGGACGAUUUCUGUCAUAUAAACGGAGCAGUCAGACCUCCAAAACCCAGCAGGGAAAGGUUUCAUUAUCGAGACACAUUAAUUUUUAUAUCUAGAUGUCAUUUCUCCACUAAUUCGUGAUAGGUUUUACAAUUAUCUUUAAAUGUAAUAUUGUAAUUCAGAUAUUCUCCGGCACUUUCUGCAUAGAAUUCCCAUUCAUUUUCUUCAACAUUGUUUGGUUUUAAAAAAAAAAACAACCAAAAAAACUAUAAUUCCCUUAUAAUUGGUUGAAAUUCUUCAAAUUUUCCAUUUUUUGUUCCUGAUCGCCCACUUUGCCCUAAAACAUUUGCAAUUCCUUAAUCAUGUCUCCUCAAUUUCCAGUUUAGUGAAUACACUGGUGUUAUUUAUUUCCACUGUGCCAGACAUUUUGUGUUUUUGUAAUAAGAUGUGCGUAGACUGGAAUUUUCAGUCUAAGCUAACAAAGGAUUUGAGUCGCUCCUUUCUGAUUAUUUUUCCCUUCUAGAUCUAUGGAAAAUGGUACGAUAUCGCCAUUGCUUCUACAUCCUCUUGGUUACAGAAGUACAAGGAUAAAUACUACAUGGGAACUCUGAUACUGAGCGAGGGAGAUACAGACGAAGGUGUCCAGACCGUGAGCACUCAUAUGCGGUAAAUAUUGGACUAGAUAUUCAUUAUAGACCUCUGUAGGUCUUCUUCCACCCAAUGUGGAGCUCAGGGAAAUGAUGCUUUAUUAGAGUAGUGGAUUUCUAGAGUCGGCUGCGGAAAUGGUAGAAAACUUUAAUUGUCCAAGAAUGAGAAUAUUUUAUCUGUUUGAAAUCACCGAAGCAUAUUGUACCAAUCAGGCACUGAUUUAUGGAAUAUCCAUUUUUGGUUCCGUGGAGAUCUCGAAGGAAAACAAACAUGUUACAUUGUAUAACUUUUUUUCCUUUUUUAAAUUGUUGAUUUAUUCUAGAAUUAAUGUGACAGAGUCCAAUUAAUGUCUUCAGAGCUUGAUGGCCACAAACAGACAUUUAGGCUUCUGGAGACCCCAGAAUAACCCAAUGUGCAGCAAACCUAAGUAACUGGCCUUCCUUGUUAUCCCCACAAUGUUGAAACAUUUCAGUUUUGGAGACACAGCAUUUCAUUGUUGUUAACACAGUUCUUGUGGCAUUCUGCCCGGUAGCCCCUAGAGGGUGCUUUCGCAGUGAAAGCAGAGUCUGACUCAGUUUGUCACUGAUAGAAGCAUUUGAUUAGGGCAUUGAGACAACUGCGGCACAUGCUCACAACGUCUGCAAUGCUUCCCAAUGAGAAGCAUUUAAUUGGACGAAAUAGAAAUCUAGCCAUAUUACCCCAGUGGAGGCGGACCAGGCUGCUCGAAAGAGGCAGUGUCAGUUCAGGAUUGCAAGUGAGUAUUUGGUUAAUAAAACCAGGGCCCCUAAAAUCUAAACAGCCUAACACUAGAGUCUAGCAUUUCACCUGUUUAAAGGUUUGUGAUCUAGCGAUCAGUGUGCUUGUCACUGAUGAAUGUCAGCUGUUACAUUGUGUACUUGAAGAUAUGUCAUUGACACGGCUCUGUGACAACUCCGAAAUCUCUUUCCUUGUUUUCCCCUCACAGACGCGGCACAUGUACCCAGCAUACUGGCGUAUAUAAGAAGACGGACAGACCGGGCAAAUUUAACUAUGAAAUUCCAUGUAAGUCAGCGCCACAUGGGUUUUAUUUUCAGAAGAUUUGGGAGCAGAUUUCACAUUAAAAGGGUCAAACUACACAUUUACUGAAAAACAUGGGGGUAAGGGGAACUACAGAUGGGUACAGUUUUAUUUUCACAAAGGGAAAGGAAAUGUGAGUAAACAGGUCAAUGCAGCGGAUCUCGGUAAGUUGGUUAAUGUAGCGCCUCUCGGUAAGUUGGUUAAUGUAGUGGCUCUCGGUAAGGUGGACAGUAUAGCGGUUCUCGGUAAGUUGCAUAGUGUAGCGUCUCUCGGUAAGUUGGUUAAUGUAGCGGUUCUCGGUAAGUUGGUUAAUGUAGCGGUUCUCGGUAAGUUGGAUAGCGUAGUGGAUCUUGGUAAGUUGGACAGUGUAGUGGAUCUCGGUAAGUUGAAUAGUGUAGUGGAUCUCGGUAAGUUGGAUAGUGUAAUGGAUCUCGGUAAGUUGGAUAAUGUAGUGGAUCUUGGUAAGUUGGAUAAUGUAGUGGAUCUCGGUAAGUUGGAUAAUGUAGUGGAUCUCGAUAAAUUGGAUAAUGUAGUGGAUCUCGGUAAGUUGGAUAGUGCAGUGGAUCUCGGUAAGUUGGAUAGUGUAGUGGAUCUUGGUAAAUUGGAUAGUGUAGUGGAUCUCGGUAAGUUGGAUAAUGUAGUGGAUCUCGGUAAGUUGGAUAGUAAAGUGGAUCUCGGUAAGUUGGAUAGUAAAGUGGAUCUCGGUAAGUUGGAUAAUGUAGUGGAUCUCGGUAAAUUGGAUAGUGUAGUGGAUCUCAGUAAGUUGGGUAGUGAAGUGGAUCUCGGUAAGUUGGAUAGUGAAGUGGAUCUCAGUAAGUUGGGUAGUGAAGUGGAUCUCGGUAAGUUGGAUAGUGAAGUGGAUCUCAGUAAGUUGGAUAGUGUAGUGGAUCUCGGUAAGUUGGAUAGUGUAGUGGAUCUCGGUAAGUUGGAUAAUGUAGUGGAUCUCGGUAAGUUGGAUAGUGUAGUGGAUCUCGGUAAGUUGGGUAGUGAAGUGGAUCUCGGUAAGUUGGGUAGUGAAGUGGAUCUCAGUAAGUUGGAUAGUGAAGUGGAUCUCGGUAAGUUAGAUAGUGAAGUGGAUCUCAGUAAGUUGGAUAAUGUAGUGGUUCUCGGUAAGUUGGAUAAUGUAGUGGAUCUCGGUAAGUUGGAUAGUGAAGUGGAUCUCGGUAAGUUGGACAGUGUAGCGGAUCUCGGUAAGUUGCUACACAGCCACUAGAGGCAGUCUUAACACUUCAGGGUUAAUAUGGAUGUUUCUAUAAAACUGUAAUGUUUUAGAUUGCAGGGUAAAGGGGACUGGGGACACUGCACCCAAAGCACUUCAAUUAAAUAAAGUGGUCUGGGUGCCUGCAGUGUCUCUUCAAAGUACAAAAUGUGUUCUGUAUUUUUUAUUGAGGUGAAAAAAGUCAGUUUUGUUUUUUUCUUUAUUCUUUUUUCAGCAAAGGGCUGGCACUUCGAGAAUUACGUUGUAUUUACCAACUAUGAUGAAUAUGCUAUUAUGCUCACAAUGAAGACAAAGAGCAGCGAAACCAAAAAGACGGUCAAGCUUUACGGUGAGUACAUUGAGGGCAAAUCGCUGGUCAGCAACCAGUGUACUUACGACUAGCCCAUCUCACAGACGGGAGAAAGACGGGGGGUCCUCUGUUUUAACUCUGACAAUUGUUUCCGCGUACAGGACGCACCCCAGAAGUACGGCAAAGUCUGAUUGAGGAGUUCCGGCAGUUUGCUUUGGAGCAAGGGAUUCCAGAGGAUUCAAUCUUCACUGUAAUCAAUAAUGGCAAGUAUAUGAGCAUUCCUCCAUUUCUAUUCUCCUAUACAUACCUGCCAAGUGUCCCUAUCUAGGAGGGACAGUCCCUAUUUUUGGCCCAAAUCCCUCUGUCACUCUUUUUUAUCCUAAUGUCUUUUUUAUCUAAGAGCUCCAUAUUGUUGAUGUGUCUGAGUGUAUAACAGAGCUCCACAGUAAUAAUACUCCCAGUAAUGUGUCAGAGUGUAUAACAGAGCUCCACAGCAAUAAUACUCCUAGUAAUGUGUCUGAGUGUAUAACAGAGCUCCACAGCAAUAAUACUCCCAGUAAUGUGUCUGAGUGUAUAACAGGGCUCCACGGCAAUAAUACUCCCAGUAAUGUGUCAGAGUGUAUAACAGAGCCCCACAGCAAUAAUACUCCCAGUAAUGUGUCUGAAUGUAUAACAGAGCCCCACAGUAAUAAUACUCCCAGUAAUGUGUCUGAGUGUAUAACAGAGCUCCACAGCAAUAAUACUCCCAGUAAUGUGUCAGCGUGUAUAACAGAGCUCCACAGUAAUAAUACUCCCAGUAAUGUGUCUGAGUGUAUAACAGAGCUCCACAGCAAUAAUACUCCCAGUAAUGUGCCUGAGUAUAUAACAGAGCUCCACAGCAAUAAUACUCCCAGUAAUGUGUCUGAGUGUAUAACAGAGCUCCACAGCAAUAAUACUCCCAGUAAUGUGUCUGAGUGUAUAACAGAGCUCCACAGCAAUAAUGCUCCCAGUAAUGUGUCUGUUUAACAGAACUCCACAGUAAUAAUAUUCACAGUAAUGUGCCUGAGAGUAUAACAGAGCUCCACAGCAAUAUUACUCCCAGUCAUAGGCGUGCGCAGCCUAUUGUAUAAGGGUGUGCACCCUAAAGCAGAAACACACACGAUGUGUAUAUAUGUAUAUAUAUAUCCACACACACACACAUGUAUACACAUUCACACACACACACUGCUGUGUGUGUGAGGGUGCUGUGUGUAAAGGCGCUGUGUGUGAGGGUGCUGUGUGUAAAGGCGCUGUGUGUGUGUGCGGGCACUGUGUGUGUGAAGGCGCUGUGUGUGUAAGGGUGCUGUUAGUGUGUGUGUGUAAGGGUGCUGUUAGUGUGUGCAUUAUGUGUGUGGGUGAGGGUGCUGUGUGUGUGUAAGGGUGCUGUUAGUGUGUGCUGUGUGUGUGUGUGAGGGUGCUGUGUGUGUAAGGGUGCUGUUAGUGUGUGUGUGUAAGGGUGAUGUGUGUGUAAGGGUGCUGUUAGUGUGUGCUGUGUGUGUGAGGGUGCUGUGUGUAAGGGUGAUUUGAUUUGAGGGUUUAAAUAGGGGAAUGAUGGAUUGUCAAUUUGAAAUUGGCGCCAAAAUGGCUUCACAGUCAUAACGAUAAUCUAUUGUAUACCUUUAAAAAUUAACAUUCUAUCUGUUGAAAGAGAUGGGAUUAAUAUAUUGGUUGUAUUUAUAUUUAAAAACGAAGCUUAUAUGUGAUAAAAACGUAUAUAUAGAAGUGGACAAUAAACAAACAAAUUUUUUUAUUUUUUUAUUUAAACAGACAACAUAGUCAUGGGUAGACAAAAAUAAUAAACUAAUCAUUUUUAAACCGGCAAAUAGCCUUAGGGAGAGACCUUACCCUGGGCUGGAUAAUAAAAAGGAAUAUUAUGGAAUAGGGAAAGUGGAUGGGAUAUUGGAGACACAUAUUUCAUGAUUAUUAGAAAAUAUAGCAAUAUAAGUAAAACAUCUUUAGAGUCCAUCUAUAUGUUGAGAGAGAUGGGAUUAAUAUAUUGGUUAUAUUUAUAUUUAAAAACUAAGCUUGUAUGUGAUAAAAAAAAACCCCGAUAUAUCGAAGUGGUCAUGUGACUAUGUACUUAUUUUGAAUGGCGGCGCCCAUCUUAGAUGACGACCGCGGGGAGUAUGGGUAGUGUAGUCCGCAUUGGAGGGAUAGAGACCGCGCUGGCAUGGGGAGGAGCUUAAAAAAAGUACUGUAUUAAUAGCGAGGCUAACAAGGCAUUUGCCUUGGGCGGCACUUUAAGUGGGGCGACAAAAAACGCUGGCCCCUUAAAUGCCCUGGCACAAGCCUUGUUAGCCUCUUUCAUGGGGGACCCAAAAGCUGGCCGGCUGGCCACCUCAGGAUCCCCAAGAGGCGCGCGGCUGCCAAUAUUCGGGUGGCGAGUGAGAGCCAUCCGCUCAGCUCCCUGGUGCGCCCAGAGGUGUUGCCGGAGCCGGAAUAUGCUGUCAUUCUGGCUCCCAGCAUCACUCAGAGGCGUGCGAGGGAGCUGAACAGGAAGAUUGCAGCUCCCUCGCCGCAUGCAUUGACCGGCUGCCCAUCCACCCUGUAACACAGGAGCCCAGCAGGGUGUAAGUGGAGCUGGUAGAGAGAAAGAGAGGAGACACUCUAGAAAGAGGUAAGAUAGAGCAGAAAUAAAAGUAGGAGCUUGAGGAGCAAGAGGCGAAUAAAUGGUUAAUGGAGGGGUGAAGAUAGAAGGAAGUGGAGUGAUAGUGAGAACGUUCAGUUUCACAUAGCCCAGUUCACUGUUUAGAGAACCCGGCUAUGUUCAGUUUUAGGCAAAGCCACGGUCGAGGACUCUCUCUCCUGGUCCUAACCCUACACCAGGCUUCCCCAAACUCCGGCCCUCCAGAUGUUACUGAACUACAACUCCCAUGAUUCUCAGCCUAUUUAUUUCAUUCAUAGAAUCAUGGGAGUUGUAGUUCAGCAACAUCAUGGGAGUUGUAGUUCAGCUUCCCUCAAGUGUUACUACUCCCGUGUCUGUCUCCCUCCAAGUCAACGGCGCUACCAUCACCUCUACCUCGCAGGCUCGCUGCCUGGGUGUUCUUUUCGAUUCCAACCUCUCCUUCACCCCUCAUGUCCAAUUAAUUGCUAAAUCCUGUCGCUUCCAUCUAAAAAACAUAGCGCGCAUUCGCCCCUAUUUAACCCCGAAUUCGGCUAAGGUGCUGAUCCAUGCUCUUGUUCUCUCUCGCCUUAAUCCCCUUCUCAGUGGUCUUAUGUGUUACCAGAUUGCACCGCUGCAAUCUAUAAUGAAUGCGGCGGCGAGACACAUUUUCCUGUCCGCUUGCACCUCCCACGCCUCCAUACAUGAUGCUGCUCCAACCUACCUAACCUCCCUAAUACACAAAUAUGCCCUGUGAAGGCCCCUGCGCUCUGCCAAAGACCUACGUAUAUCCUCUGUCCGUACUCCCUUUCCUUUUCCGUAAGACUUUCACCCAGUCUCCACUCAUUCAAAAAAAUCAUUGAAAACUCACUUCUUCAAGAGAGCAUAUCAAUUAAACUGUUAGCAGGUUUUUAUCCCCCACCAUCCAUGACUCCUGUCCUGCAACUGUCAAAAAUUACCUACUAAGCCCUCAGUGAAUACUUUUCUAACAACCUACUUCGUACCCCUACUUUUACCCUCUGUGUCACUAUACCCCACUCCCUCUAGAAUGUAAGCUCAUGGAGCAGGGCCCUCCACCUCUCUGUUCCUGUACGUCCAGUUGUCUGGUUACAAUUACAUGUCUGUAAGUCCACCCAUUGUACAGCGCUACGGAAUGUGAUGGCGCUAUAUAAAUAAUAAUAAUGUGUAUCAGUGAGAUUGUCUGUAUGUGAACCUGUGUAUCAAUGAGCUUGUGUGCUUUUGUCAGUGAGAUUGUCUGUCUGUAUGUGAGUAUGCUUACUGUAUAAUUACAUUUUUUACACUGACAGAACCAAUAUUUUGAAUUAGAAAAAGAAACAUACCAAUAAAAUAUAUAUACACACUAUACGGCAAAAUGGCUUAUGGGGCUGGCAUAAAUUUUUUUUUUCCAACAAAAAAUUUAUGCCAGCCCCAUAAGCCAUUUUGCCAUAUAGUGUGUGUGUAUAUAUUUUUUAUUGGUAUGUUUCUUUUUCUAAUUCAAAAUAUUGGUUCUGUCAGUGUAAAAAAUGUAAUUAUACAGUCUCCCCAGUCCGGCCCUGCAAAAAGGGGCCGAGCAUGGAUGUCAUUACAAUCAUGCCCCCCGGAAAAAUUUCUGCAGACGCCCAUGCUCCUAUAUACGAAUACGAGUGGGACUCUCUUUUCCUAUAUGAUAUCCUUGGAUAUCCUCCAAAAUAGGCAUGCCUCUGUCAAUGUCCUCCUGAAUAUUGGCAUGUCUCCUCUUAUAGAAUCACACAGAUCUUAUAUAUAAUAUAUCUUACUAAAUACAAGCAUGUCUUCUCUUACACCUUCCUAAAUAUCAGCAUUCCUUACUGUAUCUGGCCUUCAGACAAUGACAGGAUCGUCUCCUCACACUAACCUUCCCACCUACCUAACCAAGCCUUAUGUAGUGCACUGACUUGGUUUGAUGCUGUGUCUAUAAUCCAUUUGCCACAGACUGCAUUAGGUCAUGUUUUUCAGGAACAGUUAGAUUUGGUAAUUAACACUCCAAACCAUAACCUGAAUAUCAGUCAUGAAUUCAUUCUUCUGAUGUGGCCUCCAUUUCUUUCACUCCACAGGCGAAUGCACCCCAGGGGAUUUGGAGGUGACUCCCAGAGUAAGUAUUCAUGAGAAACCAUCAAUCAUAAUGGCACUGGGAAGAGAUGCUUAUAAUUUUUUUAGCCUGACCUAUAAGAUGGACCAGUGGGCUCGGACACGUUUUGGCAGGUAGACAGGAUGAUAGGGUGAAAAAAAUCUUCAGCAGUCCUUUCAUUAGGAUGAAUUACCAAAACGGCCCCCAAAUGCAGCAACAAAAAUUAUUAGAGAAGCAAAUCAAAAUGUAUUAUUAUUAUUAUUGCCAUUUACAUAGCGCCAACAGAUUCCAUAGCGCUUUACAAUAUUAUGAGAGGGGAUUUAACUAUAAAUAGGACAAUUACAAAUAAACUUACAGGAACAAUAGGUUGAAGAGGACCCUGCUCAAUCGAGCUUACAUUCUAUAGGAUAUGGAUUCUAUGUAUAUGUAUGAACACACGUUCUGGGUGCACAUGGGUCCCACCAUUUUAUCUUGUUACUUUUUUCCACAGAGAGCUAGACGAGAUAUUCUGCCUCAAGGAAUCUUGCCUCAAGAAGAGGAGGGUUCUGGGGACAAUACCCCCAUAAUAAAAAACAAUGGAGGUGGGUACACUGUGUACAUCGAAUGUUACAUUUUAAAUCAAUUCUUUAAAAAGAUUGGGGAUUAUCAUUAUGUGUUGUCCGCGCUGGUUCCACUGGUUUCUGUUGUGAUUGCCCCACUUUUAGUAUAAACCACUUUUCUGAACACUAUUUAUACAUAACUCCCAAUGUUUAUUUAUAUAAAACUUCCCUCUAUUUUUUCUUAAUGUGACGGUUUUGGCCUAAAAUCCUAAAAAUUCCUUUGAUGUUAACCCCUUAAUAUAAAAAGUGGAAGAACUAUUUAACCAUUUAUAACUGUUGUCCCGUUGACCUCAUUCCAGACUCCUGCCGGCUGGCCGUAGAGAGGGGACCCUGUCUAGGGUCACAUUUGAACUAUUUCUACAAUUCUUCCUCUAUGGCCUGUGAAAUGUUUACAUAUGGAGGUUGCCUUGGCAACAGCAACAACUUUGGCUCGGAGAAAGAAUGUCUUCAGCGAUGCAGGACGGAAGGUGAGUUUGCGAUGUCUGGGGUGUGGUGGGAUAAGACUAUUGUAAUUGGCCAUCAAACACUCUCCGUCUCCGAGAUUAUUUAAAUCCUUUCAACACCCAAGGGGUGUACAACCGCUUUUAAAGGGCAAAUGCAGAUAUCCUACACCCCUCCCCCCCUCACUCCAAUGGGUACAGGACACGCUAAAGAUGCCCUGUAGGUAAGGGUGAGGUCCUGUAUGGUCUGCUUUUCAGUUGUUUAAAUGGGGGCCUGCAAAUCUGAUGGCGAUUUCCAAGAAAAAAAAUAAAAAAAUACUGAUAUGGUGGUGGGAUACUGUGACACGGUAGUCGGAUCCUGUAACACGGUGGUGGGAUCCUGUGACACGGUGGUGGGAUACUGUGACACGGUAGUGGGAUCCUGUGACACGGUGGUGGGAUCCUGUAAUCCUGUGAUAUGGUGGUGGGAUCAUGUGAUAUGGUAUUGGGAUCCUGUGACAUGGUGUCGAAUCCCGUAACAUGGUAGUGGGAUCCUGUAACACGGUGGUAGGAUCCUGUGACACGGUGGUGGGAUCCUGUGAGAUGGUAGCGGGAUCCUGUGAGAUGGUGGUGGGAACAUGUGACAUGGUGGUGAGAUACUGUGACAUGGUGAUGGGAUCCUGUAACAUGGUGGUGGGAUCCUGUGACACGGUGGUGUGAUCCUGUGACAUGGUGGUGGGAACAUGUGAUAUGGUAUUGGAUCCUGUGACAUGGUGGUGAGAUACUGUGACAUGGUGAUGGGAUCCUGUGACACGGUAGUGGGAUCCUGUGACAUGGUGGUGGGAACAUGUGAUAUGGUAUUGGAUCCUGUGACAUGGUGGUGAGAUACUGUGACAUGGUGAUGGGAUCAUGUGAUAUGGUAGUGGAAUCCUGUGAUCCUGUGACAUGGUGGUGGGAACAUGUGAUAUGGUAUUGGAUCCUGUGACAUGGUGGUGGGAACAUGUGAUAUGGUAUUGGAUCCUGUGACAUAGUGAUGGGAUCCUGACACAUGUUGGUGGGAACAUGUGAUAUGGUAUUGGAUCCUGUAACACGGUGGUGGGAUCCUGUGACAUGGUGAUGGGAUCCUGUGACAUGGUGGUGGGAUCCUGUGAUAUUGUGGUGGGAUCAUGUGAUAUGGUAGUGGGAUCCUGUGAUCCUGUGACAUGGUGGUGGGAACAUGUGAUAUGGUAUUGGAUCCUGUGACAUAGUGAUGGGAUCCUGUGACAUGUUGGUGGGAACAUGUGAUAUGGUAUUGGAUCCUGUAACACGGUGGUGGGAUCCUGUGACACGGUGGUGGGAUCCUGUGAUAUUGUGGUGGGAUCCUGUGAUAUGGUAGUGGGAUCCUGUGAUAUGGUGGUGGGAACAUGUGAUAUGGUAUUGGAGCCUGUGACAUGCUGGUGGGAUACUGUGAUAUGGUGGUGGGAUCAUGUGACAUGGCGGUGGGCUUAGCACGACAUGCCCAGAUUUUGUAACUGAAUAUCCAGAUUUAUUUGCUACUUCCUAUUCACGUGUCUGUAAACACUGCUGGACUAUCUCAGAUCUCCCCAUUUUUCUCCCAUUUAGCCGCCUGCCGUUUGCCGAUAGUCACCGGCUCAUGCAAGCAGUCACAGACACUUUGGGCCUUUGAUGCCGCACAGGGUAAAUGCAUUACUUUCACCUACGGUGGCUGCCGUGGCAACGGGAACAAGUUUUAUACUGAAAAGGAAUGCAAGGAGUACUGUGGAGUAACAGGAAAUGGUAAGUGAACGAGGGGCUGACAGCCAGUCACGCAGAGUCUGGUAUUCCAGCGGCCGUAACGCUCGAUUUUAUAUUUAUUUAAACCUAAAUAAAGUUUGAGAGUUUUUGGCUAUUUUGCAGGUCAGUUGUCCUACUGCUCACUAAAUGUCCAAUUACAACAAUCCACAUAGCGCCAACAUAUUCCACAGUGCUGUACAAUAGGUAAACAAGACAAAGAUUUAAUUCUAACAAAACAUAGGACGUAUGGGAACAGUAAGUGAAGAAGGCUCUGCCCAAACUAGCUUAGAGGGUGAGAGGAAAAACAACAACCCACAAACCCAAUAAACCCCAAAACGUUCAUCUUUGCUGCAGGAAGAAAUAUCUCCGCUAAAUGCAGCGAGUCCCUCUGCCUUGUGCAGAGUGAAUGUUAGUGACAUCAUCGCUUUCUGCAUGGUUUAACAUGUACAGUGCUGUGAAUAGCAAGCAGGGUGGGGGAAGGGGGAUCAAGCCACACAGCAAGACUCUCAGCAGCCAGCAAAGCCUUCUUCAGAGCCAGAGCCCUGCUUUCAGCCGGGAUAUUAUAACGUCUAUUGACAGAAGUUUAACCCCGUAAGGACCAAACUUCUGGAAUAAAAGGGAAUCAUGACAUGUCACACAUGUCAUGUGUCCUUAAGGGGUUAAACAUCACAUCGAGGUGAAUGUAACAUGGGGGAUUUUUUCCAAAUCUCAGUUGCAAAAUGCAGGCUAAAAACGAUUAACUCUGUUACUGUCCCGGGUUGGCUAUUUCAGCCUGUUUGCAUUUCCAUCGACAACAUUUCAAUGUUUAGUGAAUAAACCCUGGAGUCAUUACGUUAAUUUUCUGCUGGCGAUUGAGAAAUCUGCAUUCCUCAAAACACCAGCGAAUUCAUUACAAACAGCCAAGAACGUGCAGGGUUAUUCACUAGAGUGAGAAUUUCAAAUUUAAGGCCAAAGUAGCUGAUAUGGAAGCAUACCUGAGAUUUCUCUUUUUCCAGAUGGGCUAGUUUGACCUUAAAUUUGAAUUCUUACUUUGAUAAAUAUCCCUGUUUGUGUACAUUCCUAUGAAUACAAUGUGUCACAGGAUUGCAUUUCACCUACAGUUGGCUCCUGAAGUUCUCAAAUGAUGGACAGAAUUAAGAACAUGGGCCCCUAAUGAUAUCGCUCUUAUCACGCUGUUAUUAUGUAAUUAUUUAUUGUGAAUGUUCUGCUUCCUUUCAGGCGAUGACGACAUUUUGAGUUAAUGUAAAACGAGACACAUACAGCUGGAGAGUGCCGUGGCUUAGACCAGCAUCGUGGAUCACUGUGCCAGGACACUGAACAAGUUAUAAACCGGAUUAACUGUUUGCAAACUAUACCACAUCACCUGUGUAAUAGCAAGCGUCUUAAAAUGCUCUGAAACUCAAAGUGUUAAAUGAACAGGUUAAUCUUAGCAGGGUGUGGGGUGACAUUGUGGGGUAUUAGAGUAGAAUGGGUCACAGUCAUUUAGCACAAAAUGCUUUGCAAUAAAACUAUACUUCAGUCAUGUGUUACAGUUUCUGUUUAAUGUAGAUUUAUUUUUUAAUGUCUCUGGAAUACAUUAAAGCUAUGACACGGUUUGUGUUUUGACCCUUUAAUUCCGAAGUGUCACUUGUGAGAUUUUUG
Messenger RNA from Pelobates cultripes (western spadefoot toad), 13954 nucleotides. NCBI's taxonomy places the organism in Eukaryota, Metazoa, Chordata, Amphibia, Anura, Pelobatidae. The record is from the annotation of a GenBank genome assembly.